Penicillium malachiteum is the source of this 1581-nucleotide messenger RNA. RefSeq names its product cytochrome P450. The coding region runs from base 1 to 1581 and encodes 526 amino acids. NCBI's taxonomy places the organism in Eukaryota, Fungi, Ascomycota, Eurotiomycetes, Eurotiales, Aspergillaceae. Gene Ontology annotation, molecular function: oxidoreductase activity, acting on paired donors, with incorporation or reduction of molecular oxygen; monooxygenase activity; iron ion binding. The record is from RefSeq and is a predicted model, not a curated record. The transcript has 2 exons.
AUGUUGUCAGUUCUUACAAUCGCACCUUAUGCGGGCGGACUGCUCAUUUUUGCCUCUCUAUUCUUCUUUGCAUUUCCUUAUGGUAAAUACCUUCGUGAUCCCAAAGGACUGCGAAAAUACCCCAACCUUCACCCUCUCUCUGGCAUAUCCGCAAUUCCUUUCAUGCUUCUGGCUUUAACGGGAGCUCGAUCCAUGGAAUUAUCGCGACUUCACAAAAAGCACCCUGUGAUUCGGACCGGACCUAACACCCUCUCCUAUGGCGACGUGAGAGCAAUUAAGGACAUCUAUGGUCACAACACAAAGUGUACCAAAGAUGACUCCUACAAUGUAACGGCUGGAUCUCACUUCAGCCUCGCCGACGUCGUGGACAAGUCAGAUCAUGCCAGAAAGCGCAAGGUUCUGUCUUCUGCCUAUGCACUGAAGAAUUUGGAGAGCUGGGAAUUCAAAGUCACCGAUAAGAUCCAGCGAAUGUUCAAGCACUUUGAUCAAGUGUGCACACCAACUCCCAAAGAAGAUGUUGCCUCUGGAAGAGUAGCACCUGAUCGGACAGACUUGACUCUCAAUCUGCGGGCCUGGAACAACUUCUUUACUCUUGAUGCCAUUGCGGACAUUGGACUUUCUGAGAAGCUGGGAUUCUUGGACCAAGGGAAUGAUCUCUGUAUUGCAGAGAGAAAGGAUGGCUCGACAUAUACUACUAGCUUGCGCGAUGCUCUCUAUCCAACUGCACGCAAGCAGUCAUACAUUCUUUGGAACUACGCUUGGUACCCCGCCCUCAACAAGCUGGUCAAUGUUUUCCCAUUCUUCAACAAGAUGCAACAAUCAGCAGAUAACUGGGAGAACAUUAUGUGGCGACGAGGAAACGAACGACUCCGCCGCUACGAAGCAGGCGAGAAGCUCGAUGACUUCUUCCAAGCUCUGAUGGAAGAUAAAAAUGGCAACCCCAAUAACCUUGAAUUCGGCGAAGUGGUCGCUGAGUGCAACAUCAUGAUGAAUGCAGGCAGUGUGACUACUGCUGUCGCAAUUACAAACGUCAUGUACCAGCUUAUUCAAAGCCCUCGUGUUCUCGCAAAGCUACGAGAGGAGUUGGAUAACGUCCUCGACGAAGAUGAAUACGUCGCUGACUACGACAAAGUCAAGCAUCUUCCAUAUCUCCGCGCUUGCUUGGAUGAAUCCUUACGACUUUUCUCUCCAACUCCGCAUGGCCUUCCUCGUGAGACACCAGCAGAGGGUACAAAUAUCCUCGGAGAAUGGGUCGCUGGUAAUACCUCUGUCAGUAUGUCUGCCUUAGUCGCUCAUCGCGAUGAGGGUAUUUUCCCUAAGGCAGACCAGUAUAUUCCUGAGCGAUGGCUUGGUGAAGAGGGUAAGGCUCUUCAACCUUACUUCAUUGCCUUUUCGGCGGGUGCGCGAUCUUGUAUCGGUCGCAAUAUCUCUUAUUUAGAGCAGACAAAAGCUGUGGCUUCUAUGGUACACCGAUAUGAUUUCGCCUUGUCGCAUCCUGGAUGGGAGCUCAAGAGGGAGGAGACUAUGAAUUGGAUUUUGGGAGAUAUGCCGGUGAAGAUCUGGAGGCGAACGGCGGUCUAG